AUGGCGGAAGGCACAAACUUCGCAAAGCUGGACGCCAGCCGGCUUACAAGAACAUUGAACGACGAUCCGCGGUCUUUACCCUCGCCGGACGACCUCGCGGUACGCCUGCUGGAAUAUCAUACUGAUCAUAUCAUCAUCGCGUCCUGGAAUGUGAGCAAUGGCUGGUCGUCUCCAAUCCUCCAACCAUAUGGGCCGAUCCCCAUCCCGCCAGCCGCCUCAGGAUUGCACUACGCCACACAAUCUUUCGAAGGGCUCAAACUGAUUCGUGGCGCGGACGGGCGUCUACGACUCUUCCGUCCGAUUGAGAACUGCGAGCGCAUGCGACGCUCAGCUGCUCAAGUGGCUUUGCCAGAUUUUGACGCUCUUCAGCUGGAGAAAUUGAUCGUGGCGCUCUGUGCACAUGAAGCACCUAAAUGGCUACCAAAAGACCAAGGAGAGGGAUCGCUGUACAUCCGACCAACUUUGAUCGGAACUGACACAGCGCUUGCCACACUCCGUCCCCGUUCAGCAUUGCUUUACAUUUUUCUCACAGUCUUUCCCAAGCUGACGAGCUCCAUCACGGGUCAUGAAGCAUCCCCCCAGAAGGUGGCUGCGCCGCCAAAACGUUGUAUGAGAUUGCUCGCAUCCGAUCAAAACCAGAAUCGUUCAUGGCCUGGCGGGUACGGCAAUAGCAAAGUUGGGGCGAACUAUGGGCCAACGCUGGCUUUGCAAGGCGAAGCUAAGUCUCGAGGCUACGAUCAGAUCCUGUGGCUAUUUGGACCUGAAAGACAUAUUACAGAAGCUGGGGCGAGUAACUUCUUCGUGGUGUUGCGAGUCAAUGAUACAACCUGGCAGUUGGUCACACCUCCGCUGGACAGGGGGCUGAUAUUGCCUGGCAUCACGCGAGCGAGUGUCUUGCAGCUGGCCCGGGACUUGUUACCACGAGCUGUGGGUGGUGUGCUUCGAGUCGACGUGGUGGAAAGGGAAAUUACCAUGAGAGAGAUAGCCAAAGACCACGCAGACGGGAGCAUUAUCGAAGCAUUCGUUUCCGGUACCGCACUCUUUAUCACGUCUGUGGGAGUCAUCUGCUGGGACGGAAGGGUUUUCGAGAUCAAUAGUGAGCCAGUGAAUGGGGUCUCGUGCUCUCAGAUCAUCAAAGAUAUCCUACUCGACAUCAUGAAGGGAAAGGUAGAGCACGAGUGGGCAUUGUUGGUUGAUGAAGAUUGA
Fulvia fulva is the source of this 1206-nucleotide messenger RNA. RefSeq names its product Branched-chain-amino-acid aminotransferase, mitochondrial. Gene Ontology annotation, biological process: L-valine biosynthetic process; L-leucine biosynthetic process. The transcript has a single exon. NCBI's taxonomy places the organism in Eukaryota, Fungi, Ascomycota, Dothideomycetes, Mycosphaerellales, Mycosphaerellaceae. Gene Ontology annotation, molecular function: branched-chain-amino-acid:2-oxoglutarate transaminase activity. Bases 1 to 1206 code for a protein of 401 amino acids. The record is from RefSeq and is a predicted model, not a curated record. Gene Ontology annotation, cellular component: mitochondrion.